This is a messenger RNA of Rattus rattus (black rat), 1899 nucleotides long. It is a transcript of the gene Tmem184c, whose product is annotated as transmembrane protein 184C. The record is from RefSeq and is a predicted model, not a curated record. Gene Ontology annotation, biological process: transport. Lineage: Eukaryota; Metazoa; Chordata; Mammalia; Rodentia; Muridae. Gene Ontology annotation, molecular function: transporter activity. The coding region runs from base 388 to 1899 and encodes 503 amino acids. The transcript is spliced from 10 exons.
ACUAGCCUGCCAUAGCAGGAAGGAGGGAGAGGGCUGGUAGGGUACCAGUCUCAGGUCAGACCCCUAGUUCCCAGAAUCCCCAAGUCACCCGGACUGUCCUCGGGGCCAUGAUGCAGCCAAGACUCUGGGCGACUUCCAGUUGAGGCGGCGGCGUCGCCGCGGCUACACCGGCUGCAUGCGGUUUGGCCGGAGAGGAUGCAGCCUGCACCUGCAAACAUCCCGAGCGGCCACCGCUGCAGCAGCCGCAAGCACAGAGCGACCCGAGGACGCGGCUCCAACGGCUGGUAAAUCUUUCCCUAUAGGGCGACUGAGGAAAAGGCAGCCGAAAAAAAGGACUUGCCAAGAUCUUGGUUUAGUUCGUUAUUUAGAGAGAAUUCGUUUUUGAAAAUGCCUUGCGCAUGUAAUCGGAAUAACUGGAGGAAAUGGAUUCGACCUCUGUUGAUACUCCUUUAUGCAUUGGCCAUCCUGAUCACCGUACCCAUUUGUAUUUGGGAAUUUCAAAAAUUGAAGGUUGGGAUUCACACAAAAGUGUGGUUUAUUGCUGGAAUAUUUCUACUUUUGACGAUACCUGUAUCCAUGUGCGGAAUUCUUCAACAUCUAGUGCAUUAUACCCAACCCGAGCUGCAGAAACCUAUAAUAAGGAUCCUUUGGAUGGUCCCAAUCUACAGUUUGGAUAGUUGGGUGGCUUUGAAAUAUCCUAAAAUUGCAAUAUACGUGGAUACCUGGAGAGAAUGUUACGAAGCUUAUGUAAUCUAUAACUUUAUGAUAUUCCUUACCAACUACCUGACGAUCCGAUUUCCAAACUUGAUGCUACACCUGGAAGCUAAAGAUCAACAAAACCAUCUCCCUCCAUUAUGCUGCUGUCCACCGUGGGCGAUGGGAGAAAUGCUGCUCUUCAGGUGCAAGCUGGGAGUGCUGCAAUACACUGUCGUCAGACCGAUCACCACAGUCACCUCGUUAGUAUGUGAAAUUCUCGGAGUAUAUGAUGAGGGAAAUUUCAGUUUCUCCAAUGCAUGGACAUACCUGGUUAUAUUAAACAAUUUGUCACAACUGUUUGCCAUGUACUGCCUACUGCUGUUCUACAAAGUCUUAAAGGAGGAGCUCAGCCCUAUACAACCUGUUGGCAAGUUUCUCUGUGUGAAGCUCGUGGUCUUCGUCUCCUUUUGGCAAGCAGUACUUAUUGCUUUGUUGGUUAAAGUGGGCGUUAUUUCAGAAAAGCGUACCUGGGAAUGGCAAAGCGCCGAAGCUGUGGCCACAGGCUUGCAGGAUUUCAUAAUCUGCAUCGAAAUGUUCUUUGCGGCAAUUGCCCAUCAUUAUACGUUCUCCUAUAAACCCUAUGUGCAUGAAGCAGAGGAAGGCCCCUGCUUUGACUCCUUCCUCGCUAUGUGGGAUGUGUCUGACAUCAGAGAAGAUAUUUCUGAACAAGUAAGGCGUGUCGGGAGGACAAUGCGAGGUUACCCAAAGAAGAAAUGUUUCCCUGGAGACCCGGAUCAUAAUGAACAUUCCAGCCUACUCUCAGCAUCUUCACAAGACUCUUCCAAGCCAUCCUCACCAGUGGGCCUGUACCAAGGAUUUGGACACACCAUUACUUCACAGAGCCCAAUUUCAAUAGCCAACCUAUAUGAAGAGAUCCUGAAUGACAUCCCAGAAGAACAACAAAAGUUUGAUACAGACCAAGAUAUCACUAUUGACAUCCCAGAAGAGCAGCCGAAGCCUGAUACAGGCCAAGAUGUCAUUCAUCUUCCUUAUAAACAGGAACUUCCUUAUAAAAACCACUAUCAAGACCGCAUACAAAGAAUUACAUCACGGUAUUUACUUUCUUCACCAAAGCCAUCUGAAGAUACUAUAAUUGACUUCUCAGACUCGCCGGAGGCUUCGGACUCAUCCACAGAUUCUUAA